AAACUGUCCUACCAUUUCACUGCCAGUUCCAAUCCGAUCGUGAAAGUGAAAAAAUGUGCACCAUAUCAUCAAUCGUGUUUCUGGCAACCGUCUCGGUCCUGUUUCUGGUGCUGCUGCCAUCACCAGUGCAAGGUCAUGGCAUGCUUCUCGAUCCGAUAGCACGUGGCUCUCGGUGGCGUUGCAACUCGGGUGCACCGGCCAACUACGAUGACAAUGGCCUGUUCUGUGGUGGUUACUUUGUUCAGUGGAACCAAAACGGUGGCAAGUGUGGUUUCUGUGGAGAUAGCUACGAAAACCCGCGACCCCGGUUGCACGAACUUGGAGGUCCUUUCGGGCAGGGCGAAAUCGUACGGAACUACACCAAAGGGGCGGUGAUUCAGGCCAAGGCACAGAUCACCGCCAACCACAUGGGGCACUUCGAGUUCAAUUUGUGCAACCUGGACACUACUGGGGGCCAGGAGACGGAAGAAUGCUACGAACAGUACGAGCUGGUGGACGUCCAAGGACGACGGAAGUGGUACAUGAACUCGACGGCUGCCACACAGUACGUCGUGGAGCUGCGUUUGCCGGCGGAUUUGGUGUGCGAACAUUGCGUUCUGCAGUGGACUUACGUUGCCGGAAACAACUGGGGCUACUGCAGUGACGGCACCGGCCGGAUGGGUUGCGGACCGCAGGAAAACUUCCGCACCUGCUCGGACAUUGGUAUCUACGAAGCGAACGACUCCCGCUUGGCUGCAUCGUACAGUUACUGUACCUCCAGUCCGCGUUCGCUCAAUUGGAUCUUCGACGACAUCCCGGAAGAGGACAACCUUAUCGAGGCGGAUUGAUUGAACAAACAAGACCAACGCGGCGUCGACGACGACGACGUUCGUUCGUGUGGUCGCGGCUUAUUAGAAGAACAAAUUGUUUUCUAGUCACUACGCCGGUCAAAAUAGAUGUACAGUAUAAGUGCUUGAAUUAGUUAGUAGAACUGUUAUCGUUAAAUAAACGCCGAAGAUAAAAGCUCGAAAGGAAACUAUUGAA
Aedes albopictus (Asian tiger mosquito) is the source of this 1023-nucleotide messenger RNA. RefSeq lists its product as uncharacterized. The record is from RefSeq and is a predicted model, not a curated record. Lineage: Eukaryota; Metazoa; Arthropoda; Insecta; Diptera; Culicidae. Bases 54 to 827 code for a protein of 257 amino acids. The transcript has 2 exons.